Molecule: messenger RNA, 2995 nt
Organism: Larimichthys crocea (large yellow croaker)
Lineage: Eukaryota; Metazoa; Chordata; Actinopteri; Sciaenidae
Gene: ercc2
Product: excision repair cross-complementation group 2
Exons: 23
Coding region: 148-2430 (760 amino acids)
Biological process (GO): transcription by RNA polymerase II; positive regulation of mitotic recombination; nucleotide-excision repair
Cellular component (GO): nucleus
Molecular function (GO): hydrolase activity, acting on acid anhydrides, in phosphorus-containing anhydrides; damaged DNA binding; DNA helicase activity
Source: RefSeq, a predicted model, not a curated record
GAACAAACCAGAAGCCGUAGAAGAAGAAGCGGAAGCAGCAGCAUUGUGUUGUUAAGUUACCGAUGAAUGUUUCCACAUAACUGAAGUUUUCGAUGAAUGUUUCCAGAUAACUGACGGACGAAGAAGAGGCCGCGUCACAUCUGAAACAUGAAGCUCAACAUCGACGGGCUGUUGGUGUACUUUCCGUAUGACUACAUCUACCCUGAGCAGUACUCCUACAUGCUGGAGCUGAAGAGGACGCUGGACGCUAAGGGUCAUGGAGUCCUGGAGAUGCCAUCGGGAACAGGGAAGACCAUCUCUCUGCUGUCUCUCAUUGUUGCGUACCAAAGGGCCUUUCCUUUGGAGGUGACGAAGCUAAUCUACUGCUCGAGAACAGUUCCUGAGAUCGAGAAGGUCGUGGAGGAACUAAAGAAGCUGAUGGAGUUUUAUUGCAAGCAAACAGGAGAGACCAACAACUUCCUGGCUUUGGCCCUCUCCUCCAGAAAAAACCUCUGCAUCCACCCAGAGGUGAGCGCUCUGCGCUACGGUAAGGAGGUUGAUGGGAAGUGCCACAGUCUGACGGCUUCAUACAUUCGUUCACAACGUCACAGCGAGCCCGACCUGCCUCUAUGUCGCUUCUAUGAGGAGUUUGAUGCAGUCGGCCGACAGGUUCCUCUUCCUGCUGGCAUCUACAACCUUGACGACCUGAAAGACUUUGGCAGGAGGAAAGGCUGGUGUCCGUACUAUCUGGCACGCUACUCAAUCCUGCAUGCUAACAUAGUAGUGUACAGCUACCACUACCUGCUGGACCCUAAGAUCGCUGAUCUGGUGUCCAAAGAGCUGGCCAAGAAGUCUGUAGUGGUGUUUGAUGAGGCUCAUAAUAUAGACAACGUGUGCAUUGAUUCCAUGAGUGUGAACAUCACCAGACGAACGCUCGACCGCUGCCAGAACAACGUGGACACACUUCAGAACACCAUUCACAAGAUAAAAGAUACAGACGCUGCUAAACUGAAGGAGGAGUACAGGCGAUUGGUGGAAGGGCUGAAGGAAGCCAAUGUUGCCAGGGAAACGGACGUCUACCUCGCCAAUCCUGUGUUACCAGACGAAAUUCUUCAAGAGGCCGUCCCUGGCACUAUUCGCACAGCAGAGCACUUUGUUGGUUUCCUGAGACGUUUCAUGGAGUACCUGAAGUCUCGUCUGAGGGUUCAACAUGUCGUACAGGAGAGCGCCCCGCAGUUCCUCAAAGACAUAUUUGACAAAGUCUGCAUCGACCGCAAGCCUCUCAGGUUUUGUGCAGAGCGGUUACAGUCCUUACUAAGAACUCUGGAGAUUGCCGACAUCGCAGACUUCUCAGCUGUUACACUCAUCUCCAACUUUGCUACCCUGGUCAGCACAUACAGCCAAGGUUUUACCAUCAUCAUCGAGCCCUUUGAAGACAGAACUCCAACCAUCGCCAACCCUGUGCUGCACUUCAGCUGUAUGGACCCGUCUAUAGCCAUCAAACCUGUUUUUCAAAGGUUCCAGUCAGUCAUUAUCACCUCUGGGACUCUCUCUCCACUGGACAUCUAUCCCAAAAUCCUCGACUUCCGCCCAGUUACCAUGGCAUCUUUCACCAUGACGCUGGCACGGACAUGCCUCUGCCCUCUGAUCGUUGGCAGGGGGAACGAUCAGGUGGCCCUGAGCUCGAAGUUUGAGACCAGAGAAGACUUUGCUGUGAUUCGUAACUAUGGUAACCUUCUCCUGGAGAUGUCUGCGAUCGUUCCCGAUGGCAUUGUGGCGUUUUUCACCAGCUACGUCUACAUGGAAAACAUAGUGGCGUCUUGGUAUGAACAGGGUAUCCUGGAGAAUAUCCAGAGAAACAAGCUGAUCUUCAUAGAGACUCCGGAUGCUGCAGAGACGAGCAUGGCCCUGGAGAAAUACCAGGAGGCCUGUGAGAACGGCAGAGGAGCCAUCCUGCUGUCUGUAGCCAGGGGAAAGGUCUCCGAAGGAAUCGAUUUCGUGCACCACUUUGGCCGAGCAGUCAUCAUGUUUGGAGUGCCUUAUGUUUACACGCAGAGCCGCAUCCUAAAGGCUCGUCUGGAGUACCUUCGGGAUCAGUUUCAGAUCAGAGAGAACGACUUCCUGACGUUUGAUGCCAUGCGUCAUGCGGCACAGUGUGUGGGCAGAGCCAUCAGAGGCAAAACAGACUACGGACUCAUGAUUUUUGCUGACAAGCGUUAUGCCCGAGCAGACAAACGUGGAAAGCUUCCUCGCUGGAUCCAGGAGCACAUCAGUGACGGCAGUCUGAACCUCACAGUGGACGAGACCAUCCAGCUCUCCAAGCACUUCCUGCGGCAAAUGGCUCAGCCGUUUAGACAGGAGGACCAGCUGGGCCUGUCUCUGUUAACUCUCGAGCAGCUGGAGUCAGAGGAGAUGCUGCAGAAAAUCGCCCAGAUUGCUCAUCAGACCUGAAGGUGACAUUCGCUGCAUAAUGCCGUCACUAUGGCAACGCCCAUGACAGGGUCAGCAGCCGUUACAAUGACGUCAUUACUGUACGAUGAUUAGAACUGGGUCGAACAGCAGGCGAUGUAUGGAGUUCACCACACCAGGACAACUCACAUCCCAUCAGAUCCAAACAAAUUCAGGACUUUAUGGAGACUGUCUUAACAUUUUAUAUACUCAGUGUAUGUAUUCAGUAUUACAGAUUACUCACAGAUGCAAAAUAAGAGGAUAUAACUCAAAUAUCAACAACAGUAACAAGCUGUUUUGCAACAUUUCCAGAGUUUUGUGAAAAAAUGCAUUUGUUAGUUUUGGAUCCAAACAUGACAGAUGUGUUCAGUCACCAUCAGUGGGUCAAAACGUUGCAUUAACCACAGAAAUGUCAUUUCAUCUGUGAGUGUAACAUCGCUUCAUAUGGCGUCUGUCAUACAGGCACGACUACUGUUUCCUUUGCUACUGCAACUGUACAUUGUCAUUUUAUACUGAACAUGAAUAUUUCUGUACUUUUUUGAGGGGGAAUAUAAAUGUUUGUAUUUAA